ACGCCUCGUAUAACGCGUACAUACGCACGUAGCGCACGCAGUGACUCCGAACACCACAUAGCGGCGACGCACAGACCGCCAAAAGACCUCCUCUGUGUUCGCGCGCGUGUGCGGAGCUCUGCGUCAGUACGCGCUGAUUGGUUAAGCGUCAAAGCACAUCCGUUAGCGUUUACGGAAAUGUUGAAACGAGAACCCAAGAAACUCUCAAGCUAAAACGCACUAAAACAACUUAUAAACCGAAUGGGGCAGUUCGAAGAUCAGUUAUCUGAAGAAGUGCGACGUUAUAAGCACUUAUACGACCCUUCUUCGAAACAUUACAAACAAGGUGACGUGAUGUUGAAGUCCUGGAAGGAAAUAGGCCAAAGACUGGGAGAAGAUCCGGAGGUGUGCAUGAAGAAAUGGAAAGCCAUUCGAGACAAAUUUGUGCGUCUGAAGAAAAGAUUAAAGAACAGAAAUUGCGAUUCUGGACCGGACGAAGAGAAAGAACCGGAGUAUUGUAUGAGGUUGUCGUGGCUUAAUGGAUUUAUUAAACACCGAGACGCGAGGAACGACUUGGUCCCUAAAAGUGAAGCUGGAGAAUGGAGGCGGUCUUCAGUCCAGCAAGCGACCUGCAGCGACGACGACGACGACUCGGCGUGCACGGAAGUGACGUCAGUGAGCCAGCCUGUCAAGAAGAGGAAGCGACUCUCCAAAGGGGAGGAUAUCGUAGACAAAAUAUCGACUCUGCGCCAGGAAAUGGUGAACUGUACGACUCUGGUGUCCCAACUGAGCGCCAUCACGGAAUCCCGUCGAUGCAGUGACGAGUUUUUUACUUUUGCUCAAGCUGUAGCGGACUCUCUCCGGAAACUUCCGCCUGAGCGCGUGGAGGCGACCAAAGUGAAACUGUUUACUGUGCUUGGAGAUGCACAUAAUGCAGCAGGGCUUUAAAUAAACACACACACACACACACACACACACACACACACACACACACACACACACACACACACACUCUCUCUCACUCACACACACAGAUAGACAGAGACAGACACAAGCACACUCUCU
Molecule: messenger RNA, 1044 nt
Organism: Tachysurus fulvidraco (yellow catfish)
Lineage: Eukaryota; Metazoa; Chordata; Actinopteri; Siluriformes; Bagridae
Product: transcription factor Adf-1-like
Exons: 1
Coding region: 241-927 (228 amino acids)
Biological process (GO): regulation of transcription by RNA polymerase II
Cellular component (GO): transcription regulator complex; nucleus
Source: RefSeq, a predicted model, not a curated record